Messenger RNA from Histoplasma capsulatum G186AR, 1701 nucleotides. RefSeq names its product NADH-ubiquinone oxidoreductase. The transcript has 2 exons. NCBI's taxonomy places the organism in Eukaryota, Fungi, Ascomycota, Eurotiomycetes, Onygenales, Ajellomycetaceae. Gene Ontology annotation, cellular component: 90S preribosome; nucleus. The record is from RefSeq and is a predicted model, not a curated record. Bases 88 to 1380 code for a protein of 430 amino acids. Gene Ontology annotation, biological process: maturation of SSU-rRNA.
AUUUUAUAUUUCGUUGUUGGUGUUCAGUGGGAGAGCAAUUGAUCGUGCAGCUACGGUUCUAAGGGACAGGUAUAUUUAAACUUUGCCAUGCCAAAAAGGAAACGAGGCGACCAUGAGGAGUCGAGCAUACUAUCCAACCAGGAUGAUAGGAGACUGCGAAUCCAAAUUGCCCGUCUCGAGCAGAAGUUGGAGCAUGGCUGUCAACUAAUUUUCCGGGCUCUCAAAACUGCCCGUGGUUUCGAACGCCAAAAGCUGGGACGUCGCCAAAAGACUUCUAAACAGAAAAAUGAAACAGCACAGCUAUCCCGAAUAGGGCAGGAAAUUCAAGCUUUAAAGGCCCUGGAUUUAGGAGCCACGGCCGAACGACACUUGCUCAAGCAUCUGGUGAGGACGAAGCGGAUUGCAGAGUCUCCAGCGUUUUCUAGGUUUCUGUCCGCAAGGAAACCACGCCUGGAAGGUCCACAAAAUGGUCCUGAAGCGAAUGUUAUAGCUCGUUUAUUCAACUCAAACCCUGUGAGGGACGUCCUACCGGGUAUAACAAACGACAUACGUCACAUUUUAGGCCUUAGUGACGGCGUACUUACUGCAAAACCAAUGGAUCGUGAGAACCCCCCGCCAAAUCCCAAAGGUUCGGAGAUAGUGGAGGAAGGACCGGCAUCGAAACUGCACCAAGCCUAUGAAGGUGAUCUUGAAAUGGAAGACGCAUACGUGAAACAGUAUAAUGCGCAAUUAGCAUCUUCUUCAGAAUCGGAACCCGAAACGGAUGACCAGGAAAAGGAUGAAAACAACCAUCAUUCCCGUCUAACUUUGGCGGGAUUUGAACCGCCCCUCUCACCCACAUCUUCUAUCGUAUCAUCGGAACCUACGUCGAAAACCACUACCAAAACUUCCAAGCCGAAUAAUAAGAAUCCGGAAACAGCGUUUCUUCCUUCCCUAAUCAUGGGUGGCUACUGGUCAGGAUCAGAAUCCGCCGAAGAGGACGCGGCAGCAGCCGCCAUUCAGCCGCGGAAAAACAGGAUGGGCCAGCAAGCUAGGAGAAAAUUAUGGGAAAAGAAGUUUGGUUCAGGGGCUAAUCAUCUUAAAAACCAACCGCCAGAGAAGGAAAAAUCGCGUGAUAGUGGAUGGGAUAUGCGGAGAGGAGCUUUAUCUCGUGAUGAGACGAGAGGGAAGCGGGGAAGAGGGGGGCUUCCGGGUGCCUUGUCUUCUCGAAGACCCAAAGUCGAAAGCGCCGCACAAGCUCCAAAUCCGAACUUUGAACAGCGUAGGAAUCGCCAAGCCUCGGAGCAAAAGCCUCUGCAUCCUUCCUGGGAAGCAGCGAAGAAAGCCAAGGAACGGAAAGCUCAGGCUGCUUUCCAGGGGAAGAAGAUCACAUUCGACUAAUUCGUCUGUGAGAGGGACCGGAAACCUCUUACCUCGCAACCGAUUACCACCUAGUUAUCUACAUGCGCUACAGUCCUUAUAUUUUUCUACGAAAUGACUGCCGGUGUAGAGCGUAAAGACGAGCAACUCCGAGCUAAAAUAUGCUUAGAGGUUUUUAAUCAAGAGAUACCCUGUCCUAUAUAUCCGUCCGCCUCUAUUAAUUUAUACAUAAUAAAUUUAGAUUUAGAUCUAGCACAUUAUGGGGCUUUGUUCAGUACAUCUUCGAUAUUUUAGUAUUUAGCAGGUACUGUACAGUGUAGGAAUAAACUAUCAAAUGUAAAC